Micromonas pusilla CCMP1545 is the source of this 1176-nucleotide messenger RNA. RefSeq lists its product as uncharacterized. The record is from RefSeq and is a predicted model, not a curated record. The transcript has a single exon. The coding region runs from base 1 to 1176 and encodes 391 amino acids. NCBI's taxonomy places the organism in Eukaryota, Viridiplantae, Chlorophyta, Mamiellophyceae, Mamiellales, Mamiellaceae.
AUGGCGACGACGACGUCGUCGCACGGCGCGAAACCGCCCCUCGCGCCGCGCCUCCCACCGCCGCCGUCACCCUCCCCGCUCGCGGUCGUCGUCGGCGUCUUCGCGAUCGCGGCGACGACCGCGUGCCUGUACGUCCAGGUGUUUCUCGGGGCCCCCGAGACGAUCGCCGGGCGAUCGCUGGGCGCGGGGAACGCGUCGUCGACGUCGUCGCGUUUCGGCGGCUCGGACGCGUCCUCGCCGGCGCCCGGGAAGAUCCCGACCGGGCUCGGCCUCCCCGUGAUCGUGCUCGGCCUGCCCAAGACGGGGACGACGAGUUUGGGCGAGUACUUCGACUGCGCGGGACUCAAGUCGUCGCACUACGAGUGUCCCGACGCGAGGCACGACGGGAACGCCGACGCGUGGUGCGGCGUGUGCGUCAAGAAUAACGUCGACGCGCGCGCUCCGCCGAUGAGAGGCUGCGGCGAGUACGACGUGUGGGCGCAGCUGGACUUCACCGGGCGCCCGAACGCGGGGUCCGCGCCGGGCUUGAGCCCGGGCGACGUGUGCUUCUUCCCGCAAAUCAGCGCGCUGUCGGAGAUCUCGAAUCAGGCGCGUUCUAUCUCACACUGGUCCCCAUACGACCGCGUCGGCGUGGUGAACGCCGUUCCUUUAUUAAGGACAUUUCCCGGCGUGCGUUUCUCUCCGCCCGCCCGUCGCUUUCAAUCCCGACACACCGCGAUGCCUUUCAACUCCGCUUCUGACGCCUUUCAACUCCGCCCCGACAUUCAUUCGCUCGCGCGGAACGACCCUCAGUUCCCGGACGCGACUUUCGUGUUGAACCGCAGGCGAGACGUGGACAGCUGGAUCAGGUCCGUGGACGGGUGGUACGACCUCCGCGCGAGACUGCGCGACUGCGACGUCCCGGGGCUGCCGCGGGGCGCGGGCGCGGAAGGCCCGGAGGGAGACGACGCGUUGCGCGCCUUCGUCGAGGAGCACUUUCGACGCGUGCGCGCCUUCGCCUCCGCGAAGCCGAGGCACGCGCUCGUCGAGGUCGUCAUCGACGACGAGGACGCGGGGAGCGCGUUGAAGGACGCGUUCGGUUUCGAGAAGGCGUGCUGGGGGCGGGCGAACGCGAACCCGUACGGCGGGCGGGAGGAAGACGUCGACGGGGAGGGGGAGGACGAGAGCGCGCGGUGA